AUGAAGCGCCAUUGGCUGACCCACCAUACCAACGAGGGACCUUGGCAGCCAGACAGAUACCCGCCGUUUGAAGAUCUUUGGAAACUCGUCAAGGAUGGUGAAAUCGUUCUCACUCCGCCCUCAAAGUACCAGGCGAGCACCACUACGGAUGGCGAGGACGACGAGCCUUCUGUGGAACCCCCAUCAUCCAUGACGACGCCCUUGGCCACGAUAGAGCACGAUUCUGGAGUUGGUCCUAUUCGUCGACGACGAGCAACAGGUGCCACUCGUAUGGAUCCCAUUGCACGUCCACAGAUUCAAGUCAUGCGUUUCCCCGAAGAAGCAGACGAACAAAGGUCUCCAGCAUUGUCCACAGUCGACGCGCCGCCGCGAACGCGUUACCCUCUACUCCCCGCCGGCAACUACAACGUCGUGCAUCCUCCACUAGUCCCCGUUCCAACCUCUCACGUCCGAGAGCAUCACCACCGACACAGAAGGACGUCGAGCGCAAGCACCAAUGCUACGGGUGUCACCGGCGGAUUGGGACUUCUCUCGCGAGCGGCUGCAAUGGACCAUCCACCCCUUCCGCCGCUGAUCCCCUCGACAGCAUAUGAAUAUACCCACUGCGAAAACGAUGGCUUGUCCUCCUUGUCCAAAAGGGAGUCCAAGCCCUUUACCGGAAACUACUUAUACGGACAUAAAAAAGGUUCACCUCCUGGUCCAGGAUACACUCCCGCCAGUAUCCCCACGAGCGAACUCAGCCUACUUUCGCACCCUCCGACAGAUACCAUCUUCUCGUCUUCUUCUCCACCGGCACUCACGUCCUCGCCCGUUUCGGUCCUACUCAAGUCACCAGCCUCGGUUCUCAGGUCACCCCUUUCAGAGGCAGCGGCUCCCAUGAGUCCAGUAGAUAGAAUGUCGCCAUUCAUUCACGAUGCAUACGUCGAAGAUGGAUAUAUCGGUGGCGGAUUUCCACCAAUGCGCGUUUCCCCCAUGAGCGCGUAA
This is a messenger RNA of Serendipita indica DSM 11827, 984 nucleotides long. The record is from the annotation of a GenBank genome assembly. NCBI's taxonomy places the organism in Eukaryota, Fungi, Basidiomycota, Agaricomycetes, Sebacinales, Serendipitaceae.